This is a messenger RNA of Pseudonaja textilis, 609 nucleotides long. The record is from RefSeq and is a predicted model, not a curated record. NCBI's taxonomy places the organism in Eukaryota, Metazoa, Chordata, Lepidosauria, Squamata, Elapidae.
AGCUCCCCCAAAAGGAUUGGCUUUCAAAGCAGUACCCAAAUGGGCCUUCUUAUAUUGCUUGUCAUGCCACUUCUGUUCACGACGGUGACUGCGUAGCUUCCUGGCUGUACGAAGUCCGCGACACGAUGGGCAAGUGCCGUGGACUUCGUACAGCCAGGAAGCUGCGCAGUCACCGCCGAGAACAGAAGUGGCAUGACAAGCAAUAUAAGAAGGCCCAUCUGGGUACUGCUCUGAAAGCCAACCCUUUUGGGGGAGCUUCCCAUGCUAAAGGAAUUGUUCUGGAGAAAGUUGGUGUAGAGGCUAAACAGCCGAAUUCUGCCAUUAGGAAGUGUGUUCGAGUUCAGCUUAUCAAGAAUGGCAAGAAGAUUACAGCUUUUGUUCCCAAUGAUGGCUGUUUGAAUUUUAUUGAGGAGAAUGAUGAAGUCCUGGUUGCUGGCUUCGGUCGGAAGGGUCAUGCUGUUGGAGACAUUCCUGGAGUUCGCUUCAAAGUUGUCAAAGUAGCCAAUGUUUCUCUACUAGCCUUGUACAAAGGCAAGAAGGAGAGACCCAGAUCAUAAUUCCUGUGUUGCUGUGAAUGGAUCUAAUAAACAUUUUUACUUUAAUAAGGUU